Molecule: messenger RNA, 965 nt
Organism: Olea europaea var. sylvestris
Lineage: Eukaryota; Viridiplantae; Streptophyta; Magnoliopsida; Lamiales; Oleaceae
Product: remorin-like
Exons: 5
Coding region: 176-772 (198 amino acids)
Source: RefSeq, a predicted model, not a curated record
UUGGUGGGAAAUAAUGUGCAAACAUAGACUAAAAUCACCUUGUACCUUUUCUGGCAGCUUCCCCACUAUAUUUACCUAACACCACCUCCUCUCUCUCAAAUUCUUGAAGAUUUUUAGUAUUUUUCCGUUCCCAAUUUUUGACAGGUACAAUAUUUUCACAGAAAACUACUUGUAUAUGAAUAUGGGAGAAUUAGAGGAGUCGAAAAGAGUUAAACCAGAAGAAUUUCCAGCUACAAAAGAAGCCCAUAUUGAAAUAAAAGCUCCAAAUCAUGUAUCAUUUCGGAAGACAGUUGUUACAAUUCCAGAUGAGAAAAUCACUCCCCCUAAGCCCCUUCCAGUAGCUCAAAAGGCUGCAGAUCAUGGGAUUGAAAAGAGUGUGGGAGAUGUCAAGGAUAGAGCAGAUGCUGCUCUUGCACGAGUUGAAUUGGAGAAAAGACUGGCUCUGAUCAAAGCAUGGGAAGACAGUGAGAAAACAAAAGCAGACAACAAGGCCUAUAAAAAGAUGUCUUCCGUAGAAUCUUGGGAGAAUACGAAGAAAGCAUCUGUUGAGGCACAAAUAAAGCAAAUUGAGGAAGAAUUUGAAAAGAAGAAAGCAGAAUACCGCGAAAAGAUGAAGAACAAAAUUGCUGAAAUUCACAAAGCAGCUGAAGAAAAAAGGGCAAUGAUUGAAGCCAAAAAAAAGGAAGAUUUUCUCAAGGUGGAAGAGACUGCUGCAAAGUUUCGUUCAACUAACACCACACCAAAUAAGUUGCUAAUUGGAUGCUUUAAUUAAUCAGCUGCUGCUUUUUCUUAUUUUGAGAUGAACCAAGUCAGCAAAAGUACUUAAGCUUCUGUUUUUCGUGCGUCUUAUCGUCUUAUAAUUUAAUUACAGGUUCUUUUAAUGUUGUCACUUGAACGGUGUUCUCAUAGUGCAUAUAUUGGAACAUUUGGACAAUCCUACAGUUAUUGUAAUACGUACUUUAUUG